AGAUGAGGCUCUCAAACUCGGAACUGCUUCAACAUCGGCAUGCAUCUAGGGCCGUGUAUGCAUGCAAGAUCUUCCCCUCCCCGGCAUGGCUACUUGGCUUCUGCUCCUGCAGAUCUUGAUGCUGCGUUCUUUGUCGAUGCUUUCUUCUUUAGCGUGCUCUUGAUCUUUGCGCUAGCUUUCCUUGAUGGGAUAUGACGAUCUUGGGAACUGCCAUGGUGAACCUUUUGUUCCUGGUGUAGAUCUAUGCAUAUAUAUGGCCGUCUCUCUUUCUGUCUCUGUGUUGUCUUCUCCGUUGGCUUCGACCUCAGGGCCUUGCGGCCUUUAAUUCUCCCCUGCUUCCGCUUUUAAUCCUCGAAAGGAGCACACAGGCGCACGGACCCCUUUUCUUUUUCUCCUUUGUUCCUCACUUUCUUUCUUAUCCUUUCCUCUCAUCCUUUUCAUCUCUCUUUUCUCUUAGCUUUUCCCCCUCCCUCUUCCCCAGCACCUUGCAUCAAAAGAGUAGCCAUGUCUUGGAUGAUGUAGCAUGCAGCACGGCAGUACUGCCAAGCCACAAGCACAACCCUACAAACAAAGUUGUGUUUUGUGUGGUGGGUCUAGGGCUCGUGAAGCCCAUGGAGGAGAUGAUCAUGACUGCAAACCAAAAUCCUAAUGCGAAUCAGAAUCCACCACCAGCGCCGGCAACUGGUGCUGAAGCCCAGAGAGCCGCCGGUCCUAAUCCGCCGGCGGCAGCAGCGGGCGCGGCGUCAGCCGGUGCGGGAUCCACGGAGCGGAAGGCGCGGCCGCAGAAGGAGAAAGCAAUCAACUGCCCGAGGUGCAACUCCACCAACACCAAGUUCUGCUACUACAACAACUACAGCCUCCAGCAGCCGCGCUACUUCUGCAAGACGUGCCGGCGCUACUGGACCGAGGGAGGCUCCCUCCGGAACGUCCCGGUCGGCGGCGGCUCACGGAAGAACAAGCGGUCGUCCUCAGCGGUCGUGUCGUCCGCGGCGGCUGCUGCCGUCUCCACCUCCGCGGCGGCUUCCGGGACGAUCCCCGUCGGGAUGGCGGCCAAGAAUCCGAAGCUGAUGCAUGAGGGCGCGCACGACCUGAACCUGGCGUUCCCGCACCACCACGGCCGCGUCCUGCACCCGUCGGAGUACGCCGCGUUCCCUAGCCUGGAGAGCAGCAACGUCUGCAACCCAGCGGGUGCCAUGGCGGCCAACGGCACGGGCGGCAGGGGCAUGGGCGCGUUCUCGGCGAUGGAGCUGCUGAGGAGCACAGGCUGCUACGUUCCGCUGCCGCAGGUGCAGCUAGGGAUGCCUCCGGAGUACGCUGCUGCGGGGUUCGCGCUUGGCGAGUUCCGCAUGCCACCGCCGCAUCAGCAACACCAGCAGCAUCAGCAGCAGCAACACCACCAGCAACAGCAGCAACACCAACAGCAGGUUCAGAACAUGCUCGGAUUUUCGCUGGACACGGGAGGAGGUGGUGGCGGCGGUGGGGGUUAUGGCGCUGGGUUGCAGGGGACGCAGGAGAGCGCAGCAGGCAGGUUGCUGUUCCCCUUCGAAGACUUGAAGCCGGAGGUGAGCGCUGCUGGAAGAGGUGCAAGCGGCGGUGGCGGGGAUCAGUAUGAGCACAGCAAGGAACAGGAAGGUGGUGGUGGCGGCGGCGGUCAUGAAACCCUCGGGUUCUGGAAUAAUGGCAUGAUCGGAAAUGGCAGCAGCAAUGACGGCGGCGGUGGCGGUGGUUCUUGGUAGGUUGGUGCCAGCUACGCGCGUGGCGCCGCCUUUAACAUUCAUGCAUGGCUCAUGCACGCGCGGUUGUCAGCAUGUGAAGAUGAUAGAUCGAGAUAGAGACAAGGAGUUAAUAAGCGGUGGUGGUGAUUAGUGUUACAUAUGGCGUUUUAUCUCUCUUCAAUUGGGGUUUGGUUUUCCUACUGUUCUUGGUGUUCCUUCUUAAUUUCUUCCUGUUUGUUCAUGUGUGUGGUGAUCGACUUGGGGGCUAACACAGAUUAAGUAAGGAGUGAUGAACUAGUGAUAUAAAGCUUUCUAUUUAUCUUAA
Lolium perenne is the source of this 2040-nucleotide messenger RNA. RefSeq names its product dof zinc finger protein 2. The record is from RefSeq and is a predicted model, not a curated record. Gene Ontology annotation, molecular function: DNA-binding transcription factor activity; DNA binding. Lineage: Eukaryota; Viridiplantae; Streptophyta; Magnoliopsida; Poales; Poaceae. Gene Ontology annotation, biological process: regulation of DNA-templated transcription.